AUGCUUACCGACGACUCAGUUGAUGUCGGCAUGGCGUAUUUUCCGAUAGACCGACAUCCCGCUCGGUUCAUUCAUCUCCUGAUUCUUUUGUUCUCCGCUGUUCAUCCUCGAUACAGCUCCAGCAUACAGCAGGAAAGAUCGGCCAAGCCUAAGAUGUAUAAUCAACGGAAAGAUACACAGUCAACAAUGUUAUGGGCGAUGCCUUUGUUACAAGAACCACAUGAGGCAAUUGGAGCAUACGAUCUCCGAUUGGAGAUGAUGAAGACCAAAGCCGAGGCGGAGCUCACAGAGGAUGAUCUGGAUGAGACAAUGGCCUCAAAUACCAUGGCAGGGGAGGUAGAAGCCGAUAUAAACAAGGAGUCCUGCUUCCUGUAG
Drepanopeziza brunnea f. sp. 'multigermtubi' MB_m1 is the source of this 375-nucleotide messenger RNA. The record is from RefSeq and is a predicted model, not a curated record. NCBI's taxonomy places the organism in Eukaryota, Fungi, Ascomycota, Leotiomycetes, Helotiales, Drepanopezizaceae.